Molecule: messenger RNA, 327 nt
Organism: Prorocentrum cordatum
Lineage: Eukaryota; Dinophyceae; Prorocentrales; Prorocentraceae
Source: the annotation of a GenBank genome assembly
AUGGACUUCCAGACCGAAAUCGGGCUUGGCUACGCGUUUGUGAAUCUGCUUACGGAGGGGCACACGCAGCGCUUCAUCCUCGACUUUCAUGGUUUCGACGAAUGGCCAUUCCCGUCUGCAAAGGUGUGUUCCGUGGAGCUUGCUCGGACACAGGGCCUGAUCACGAAUGUCGAGCGGUAUCGGAACAGCCCUGUCAUGAACCCAGAGGUACCCGACAUCUUCAGACCAGUGCUCUUCGACGGGAAGAAGCGCGUACCCUUUCCAGAGCCUACCAGGGACUUGUCCAGCUGCGGUUCUCCGUGGCGUAGUCGCCACAGUGUGUAUUGA